Pseudovirgaria hyperparasitica is the source of this 2571-nucleotide messenger RNA. Its product is annotated as PalH-domain-containing protein. Gene Ontology annotation, cellular component: plasma membrane. Bases 223 to 2571 code for a protein of 782 amino acids. The transcript is spliced from 2 exons. Lineage: Eukaryota; Fungi; Ascomycota; Dothideomycetes; Acrospermales; Acrospermaceae. The record is from RefSeq and is a predicted model, not a curated record. Gene Ontology annotation, biological process: cellular response to pH.
CACCCACCCACCUCGAGCCAAGCUUACUCCAAGGCUGGACAACCCUUGGUCCCCCAUCGCAUACACUUCUCCCGCCUCUCCAUCUGCACCAUAUUGACACUGUCAAGCCUCGCCACGCCCCUCGUUGUCAUGCAACCUACACAACCGCUCGACUACUCUCUCUAAAUGACCCCCCUAUCGAUAUAGGCCCCUCGUGUUGAGUCGCUGGACCGUCGAGGAGUAAUGCUAUCGGCAGCGCACCACGACCGGAGACAAAUAUGGAAUGUCCCUGCGGCGGCGACGCCGACGACGACGACAACCAUCGCACAUCAUUGUUCGCCGUACACGCUCCCUUCCUUUGGCGUAAUCAGUAUUGAUGCGUCCACGACCAUAACUCUCACCGCCGACGCCGUCCUUACACCAGAAUGUACGAGCGUGUACGAAGUUGGAUCGACUUUGGUCGGACCAGGAAGUCGCUCUGACAUGCAAGUGUCAUUCAACGCGUCCGUAACCCCGAUCGUGUAUGCAACCGGCGCUGCAACCGUUAUCGCGUGGUUCCUUUUCAUCAUGUUGGUCAUCACUCCAAGAACAUUCUUCAUGGGUGGUGCUGGCGGGACAUCAGGGCUUUUGGGAAGACGAGGAAUGAUCAGUGGUGCCAGUGGAAGCGCAUCAGUCAUCGGUGUUGGAUCCAGACCUUGGUUACAGAAGAUUGCAGCAUUAACCGUCGCGAUCUCGUUGACGAUUGCAACGGCUGACACCUUUCGCGUCGCGGAGGCCCAAUGGUACCAAGGUUUCAUGGACGCCGAGUCAUUACGAAGAGAAGUUGUUGGCGGACUAGAAAUCAAGAUCUCACGCAUUAUAUCGGAUAUAUUCUUGUGGUUGGCACAAGUCCAGACAUUGAUUCGCUUAUUUUCACGACACAAAGAGAAGGUCAUUAUCAAAUGGACCGGAUUUGGACUCAUCGUCCUCGACAUGACAUUCAGCAUCCUCAACAAUUUUCUUACCGAACACGAUGGAAAACCAAGGCAUUUUGUUGACGCGAUUCCGGCUCUCAAUUACCUUUUUCAAUGCGCUCUGAGCAUGCUCUACGCUGCUUGGGUCAUAUAUUACGCUCUCACGAAACGACGUUACGCCUUCUACCACAAACUCAUGCCCAACAUGGCUGUUGUCGCCGUAUUAUCAAUCGUCGCCAUUCUAACCCCCCUCAUAUUCUUCAUCAUCGACAUCUCAAACUAUAACGUAGCCGGUUGGGGUGAUUACUUUCGCUGGGUCGGAGCAGCAGCAGCUAGUGUAGUGGUAUGGGAAUGGGUAGAGAGAAUAGAGGCAUUGGAAAGGGACGAAAAGAAAGAUGGGAUUCUAGGACGAGAGGUGUUCGACGGAGAUGAUAUGCUAGAGAACUCGCCACAUCAAGAAGUCAAUUGGCCCAGUCAUCGGAACGAUCGUAACCGAAGGUCUGGUGGCGGUGCCGGAUAUACUUCAGGUCAUCAUGGGCACGGUAUCACUAAUCGUUUCGGACGAAGGUCACAGAAUCUUGAGCGCACAAUUAUGGUUCCGCUUGGACGAGUACAUUCACGGUCGACGGACGCAAGAGGUGGUGCCACGAAUAUUUCUCCCACAGUCCCAGGUUACACACCAUCUCCGGAACCAAGGCAUCCACUGCCCGUUGCGUCCCCGGUGAGUCGGGCUGACACAACGAGCGCAACGAACACCGUCUACACCAUUCGUUAUCAUACUAUGAAUGAACCAAUGACUCCCCUACCUCGCCAAGCUUCUGUGCCACCACAACAGACUCCACCGCGAAUGGCACGUACAACCAACACCGAGCCAUAUUUCGGUAAGGAAGGCCUUCAAGACCAUGACGACUGGCAGCCAGAUCCAGAGUCUCAACCUGCAGUUACUAGAAAUAGAUGGCGGUGGCCAAAUAUGUCACCGCUCAAUCCGUUCAGAAGGAGGAUCGCUGAACCUCCAGCUGAGGUGCUUGGCGGACGUAUCGUUGAAGACACUGGUAUGGAGAAGCCAGUAAGAUCAGAGAAACCGCAACCACCACAAUUUGAUCGAUGGGACCUCAAGGGCCGGUUCGGAGCGUUUGCUGCAGAGCAAAGCGAAAGAAUACGCGACCGAGCCGGUGGUAAGCCACAGGAGAUGGUGCUACCCGUCACGAUCAUCCCAGCCCAACCGAGGGGGAGAACCUGGUCACCUAACUACCUUGCAAAUCAAGCACAAGAAACAGAACAGGAACAAAAUCAGGGAUAUGAGCAGACCGACAGUUUGGACUCACGUACACUCGCUGCGUCAUCCAAUGAAAUUGGGCCCGGAGAUGACCAACAACUAGAUUCCCGGACACGCUCUACUUCAUUCACACGGACUUUUACAAGCCAGGCUACACUGAGCCUGCAGACACUGCUAGUCGAAAAUCAGGACCAGGAUGGGCGGACUGCUCAAGGCCCCUUCAGCUCCCCUAUAUCACCAGUCUCUCCGAUCUCGACUGCGCCGGCGAAUCCAUUCCGCUCACCAACGCAAUCGCACGCUUCUGUGAACGCUUCAAGGACGGAUCAAGAGACUCUACCAGGAAUCACAAGGCGUGGAAGCUAG